Messenger RNA from Vigna umbellata (rice bean), 1022 nucleotides. RefSeq names its product F-box protein SKIP5. NCBI's taxonomy places the organism in Eukaryota, Viridiplantae, Streptophyta, Magnoliopsida, Fabales, Fabaceae. The record is from RefSeq and is a predicted model, not a curated record. Gene Ontology annotation, molecular function: protein binding.
AGAAGAGGGACAUGGAGUUGGUUCACAGAAGAACACGAGGCCAAUGAUGGAUGACCCACCACUGAAGCAACACUUGAAGAGGUCGCAAAGGACAAAGUCAUCCUCUUCUUCUUCUUCCCAUAUCAGCAAUCUCGAUGAUGGAUGUCUUAUGCACAUUUUCAGCUUCCUUCUCCCUAUUCCAGAUCAUUCUCUAUCACAACGUUGCUAUUGAGUUUGCAGAUCGCUUUAAUACCGCCCUCGUUUGCCACAGAUGGAAUUAUUUGGCAUGUCAUCCUCGCUUGUGGCUUCGGGUAGAUAGAUCAGUGAAAGACUUAUCCGAACCUGGUGUUUUCCCCAACAUUGAAACUGCCGUUACUGCUUCAAGACCAGGUGAUACCAUUUUAAUAGCAGCUGGUGGAAGUCAUCACGUCGCAAACAUUCAAAUAAGGAAACCACUUUGCUUAAUUGGUGCAGGUGAACUUCCAGAUGACACAACACUUGUUUGUUCUCGAGGCUCAGACAGUGCACUAGAGUUCCUAUCCACAUGCAAAUUAGCAAACUUAACUGUGAGGGCUGAGCUUGGUUGCUGCUUGCUACAUAGAAAGGGAAGGUUAACUAUAGAUGGAUGCAUACUUCAAUGUGAAUCUAAUCCUCUGGAUUAUCUCUCAUGUCCCAUUGUGAGUACAGCCAGUAGUAGCAGUGAGGUGCUUCCCUCACAAACCAAGAGUAACAGUGAUGGUGUCUUUGUUUCACAGACCCGAAUUGAAGGGGGUGCCAAAGCUGUUCUAACAAGUGGGGAUUUGGCUUUGCAACGUGUGAGAGUGAUUUAUGCUCGAACUUCACUUCUUUUCUGGUUUGAUGUAGAGCAGAUGUGUGAUCAAAUUGACCAUGACAAGCCUCUCUGAUAUCAUUAUUUGUUCUGGUUACCUAGACUUGUCUGUAACUUUAGUAGUGAUUAUGGUAUUUUCAUUCUUUGACUUGUGCUCUUUUGGUUCUUGUGAUUUACUAUUAGAAUGUCUUAUAAGCAACAAACAUUCAGUUUA